This is a messenger RNA of Mycena citricolor, 2938 nucleotides long. The record is from the annotation of a GenBank genome assembly. NCBI's taxonomy places the organism in Eukaryota, Fungi, Basidiomycota, Agaricomycetes, Agaricales, Mycenaceae.
AUGCCCAACCCCCAGAACUAUCCCAUCCCGGACGGCCUCUACGCAAUCGACCCCUCACACCUCGACCUUCGCUCAGACGCUGAUAUAGACCACGCCCUGCUCAACCCGCAGCCCGUCACACACACCAAGAACAUAUGGUUCUUCUGGCACAGCGGUUUCGCGACCAUGCCUCCCCACCACAAACGCACUGUCCGCGCAUGGCAUCGCCGCUUCUCACGCGCCGGCUGGGUUGCGCGCGUCGUCGAUCUCGCCGAAGACUCCCCGACCCACGUGAAGCACUACCUCGACGUGACCGAUCCAGCGGUCUUCCCGCAGGCGUUCCGCGAGCGCACCCUCUCGGGGACGUACGCGAUCCAGCACAACUCCGACCUUGUGCGCUUUCCCCUGCUCGUCACGCAUGGCGGGGUCUACGCGGAUGUGGGGAUGAUGCAGAUCGGGGACCUAGACCGGCUGUGGAUGGAGACGAUCGGCAACGCGGAGUCUCCCUGGGAGGUUCUCUCGUACGACUUCGGCUCGGGCGCGCGCGGACUGACGAACUACUUCCUGGGAUCUCUGCCCGGGAACCCGUACUUCGAGCGCUGCCACCGGCUCCUCUUGAAGCUCUGGGAGGGGAGAACCGACACCGAGGGGCUGUACUGCCAUCCUCUGCUUGCGGGGGUACCCAUGCUCGGCGCCGACGGAAGUCUAAGCUUCGAAGAGAACGGGAUCACCUACGGCCCGGAGGAGUGCAGCAGGAUGCUGACGGACUACAUCAUCCAGGGCCAGGUGAUCACUGCAGUGCUCGGAUUAGUUGACGAGGCGGGGGGAUGGGACGGUCCCCGGUACGCGCAAGACCACGUGUACUGCAUCGACUUCAUGGUCGGCGCCCAGCUCAUCAAUCAAUACACCGCAUGGGACGGGCAUCUCGCGUUCGAGCUCAUGAGUCUGCAAAUGCCCGGUGCGGGCGAGGAGGAGAGCGCGAAGCAGAAGCAGGCGAGGGAAAUCGUCGAGGGCGUCCUGGGCCGCAGCUUCGCGGUCAAGCUCGCCACGGGCAUCAUCCAGCGCAUGAUGGGUGAGACUUUGGGCACUCUGUGGAAGCAGAAUACCGGAAGCGAUGACAUUCCUGGGACAUAUGGUCACUGGAUCCGGCACGGCAUGAUCUACUGGAACCAGAAGGAGAUACCCCCCGCCGUGAUUUUUGAACUGCGGCAGCCUUUGCGCGUCGGGCCUCUGCUCGUGAUGUUCUUGGCUCACUCGCUCAUGGCACCCGAUGUCGAUGUCGCGUUCAUGGAUGCGCUCGGGCUUUCCGAGUGGCACGCCAUCCGCCCCGGAAAGCCACCACUGUCGCUCUACGUGCGCGAGAUCACGUCCGUGUCCGCCACGUUCAUCCUCUCGUCCACAUUUUCGAGCGCGCGUUUUGGGCCGGACGAUGCGGACCCGUUCCUAGCCUCGCUGGGUCUCGCGGCGGAGGACGAGAAUGAAGAGGACGAGCGGGAGGACGACGAAACGGACGACUCGGGGUCAGGCGAGCCGAAGAAGACGUCUAUCAUCUCGGAGGCGCUGGCGAAGGGCCUUUCAGUGAAUGUUAACGGCACCGUCUGGAAAGGCGUCUACAUCCGCAUUGACGAGAAGAUUGACGAGGCGGUCAUUAUCAUAUACGGCCUCAUGCCGGGCAAGAAGUACGACAUCGACCUCGGGCUCGUGCAAGGCGGGCAGAGCAACAAUAUUCGAAGACAGGUUGUCACUGAUGACGGGGAUCACUCAAAGAGUGAAUCUGACUCAAGCAGCGAGUCUCCACUGCCGACGCCGUCCUCGUCGCCCGGCACCGCCUCAACAACACCGCCCCUCGCAGCGCCGCGGCCGCAGUUCACGCUCGAGGAUCGGCGGAGCCAGCUGCAGCACACGCUGACGCUGAUGUCGACCGAGCGCGACUCGUUGGCGGUGUCUCUCAAGGCCGCACGGCGGGAUGCACAGAAGGUGGACGCUGCGCUGCGCUCGGAGAUCGAGAUCCUGAAGCGCGCGUCGGAGAAGAACGCCGCCGCGGAGCACCGUGCGCGCCAGAAGGUGCUUGCGCUGCAGGAGGCGGCGAAGCGCGCGCAGGCUUCGACACGGGAGAUGGAGGAGCUGGUGCGCGAGCUCGAGACCGAGCUGCCGGACUUGCGGACCCAGCGCGCCGAGAAGGAGGCGGUGUAUGCCCGGCUGAAAGAGGACGCGGACAAGGCGCGCCGAGAGUGCGAGCGCAAGGCUGAGCUGGAGCGAAGGAGACAAGACGGCAUGAAGGGCGAGCUGACGAUGCUGAGCCACAAGAUGGACAAGGUCCAAGUGAAACGGGACAAGCUCGAAGGGACGGUCAUCCCCGAUCUCGAGGAUCAGCUGAGGGAUAUCGAACUGGAAAUCCAGCAUCUCGAGUCCGAUCCACUCGCGUACCCGUAUUCCCAAGACACCGCGGACGCCCUGGACGAAGCCGAUCAGCUAAACGCAUACAACCUCCAGUGGACACGACAGCAGCAGCAGCAGGUCCCAGGCAUCCUGACGCGGCCGUCCCCUAUACCAAUCCAGCGGCCAGGCCAGCCAGCCCCCAGCUCGAGCUUCCCGCAAUGGUCCACCGCUCCUCGGCACCAGCCGGCCCCGCGGAUGAUGGCGCAGGCCCCACAGCGACGUUCGUCGCUCAAGUCCAUGUUCGCUGAGACCGCGGCGCCGUCGGUGACGGCUGCGUCGACCUUGUCUAGCCGUGCAGCGCCGUUUGAGCCUGCGCGAUCGAGGACUGGGGGCGGUUCCGCGGUGUGGUCCGCCGCCCGGUCGCCCGGCAAAUGGUGAUGCCGACCGAUAGGGCCUUUUUGCGCGUGUGCUUGCGCUUGUAUCUAUAAUGUGUAGCCUAGUAAUUAUUGACGUGGUGUGUAUCGACAAUGCUUUCUGAAAUACAACGAGUAUACAUGCGGUGCGGGGAUCGCACACUCGC